Pogoniulus pusillus (Red-fronted tinkerbird) is the source of this 4835-nucleotide messenger RNA. It is a transcript of the gene FANCI, whose product is annotated as FA complementation group I. The record is from RefSeq and is a predicted model, not a curated record. The transcript is spliced from 37 exons. Gene Ontology annotation, molecular function: DNA polymerase binding. The coding region runs from base 52 to 4074 and encodes 1340 amino acids. Lineage: Eukaryota; Metazoa; Chordata; Aves; Piciformes; Lybiidae. Gene Ontology annotation, biological process: DNA repair.
UUUCGCGGCGGCGGAGCUGGGGCAGCCCGGGCCGGGCACCUCCGUAGCGACAUGGCCCAGCGCGUCCUGGCUCUGGCUGCCGAGGAGGCUCCGCAGCGGCUCCAGGAGGCCCUGCAGAGCCUGGGGGAGAGCGAGCUGGGCCAUAUGGUGGCGAGGCAGGCUGUGAAGGGCAGGGAGACGGCAGCCUUGCUCAGAGCGAUCUUCAAAGGCUCCCCUUGCUCCCAGCCCAGCGGCGUGCUCAGGAGGCUCCAGGUUUACAAGCACUGCAUCCCACUGGUGGAAUCAGGGGACCUGCAUUUGAGCAAGGUGUCUGAAAUCAUGGGGCUGCUGAUGCUGGAGGCUCGCCAGCUGCCAGGCCAGGCCUUGGCAGAGCUUGCCACCCUCUUUGUUGACGUUAUUAAAAGUGGCAGCCUGUCCAACGGGAAAUCCUUGGAGCUGUUUUCCACUGUGCUCACUGCACUGGCCAACUCAAAGGAGAGCCUGGCUUAUGGGAAAGGUGAACUGAAUGGGGAAGAGUUGAAGAAACAGCUGAUAAACACUCUCUGCUCCAGCAAGUGGGACCCUCAGAACGUGAUACACCUUGCCAACAUGUUCAGGGAUGUUCCACUGUCAGGAGAGGAGCUGCAGUUUGUGAUGGAAAAGGUCCUUAGGAUGUUCUCCAAACUAGACCUGCAGGAGAUUCCCCCCCUGGUCUAUCAGCUGCUGCUGCUCUCUGCAAAGGGCAGUAAGAGGACUGUCCUGGAAGGAAUCAUCAGCUUUUUCAAUCACCUGGAUAAGAGACAAAAGGAAGAACAGAAGGCUCCACAAUCAGUGGACCUGGAGGUAUCCACAAUGCCCCUGGAGCAGCUGCGCCACGUGGAGGGCACUGUUCUCCUCCACAUUGUGUCUGUUAUCAACAUGGAGCAGGCCCUGGGCGAGGAACUGAUCAGACACCUCAAGAGCGAGCAGCAGAAGGACCCUGGCAGAGCUCUCUGCCCCUUCACUGUGGCUCUGCUUCUGUCGGUGGCAGUGAAACACAGACUGCAGGAGCAGAUAUUUGAUUUCUUGAAGACAUCAAUCACAAGGAGCUGCAAGGACCUGCAGUUUCUUCAGGCCUCCAAGUUUCUGCAGGAUUUGUUUCCUCACCAGCAUGAUGUCAGCUCUGUCGUUCUGGAAGUGGUGCAGAACAGUGCAUUUGGCUGGGACCAUGUCACUCAGGGCCUGGUGGAUCUUGGCUUCAGCCUCAUGGAAUCCUAUGAACCAAAAAAGCCUUUUGGAGGGAGAGCAGCUGAGAGCAGUUAUGGUCUUUCCAAAAUGCCAGCCCAGCAGGCUUGCAGACUGGGAGCAAGCAUCCUGCUGGAAACAUUUAAGGUUCAUGAGCCCAUCAGGAGUGAUAUUCUUGAGCAGGUCCUGAACAGAGUCCUCACAAAAGCAGCAGCAUCUCCUGUCAGCCAUUUCAUAGACCUGCUGUCCAGUAUUGUUGUGUCUGCCCCUCUUGUGCUUCAGUCUUCCUCCUCCAGAGUCACAGAGACCUUUGACAAUCUGUCCUUCCUGCCCAUCGAGACGGUGCAAGGUCUGCUACGGGCAGUGCAGCCUCUCCUCAAAGUCAGCAUGGCAGUGAGGGACUCCCUGAUCCUUGUUCUCCAGAAAGCUAUUUUUUCCAGGCAGCUGGAUGCCAGGAAAGCAGCUGUUGCUGGAUUUUUGCUUCUCUUAAGGAAUUUUAAGAUUCUGGGCAGCUUGUCCUCUUCCCAGUGCAGCCAGGCCAUUGGGGCCACUCAGGUGCAGGCAGAUGUUCAUACCUGCUAUAACUCUGCAGCUAAUGAGGCCUUCUGCCUUGAGAUCCUGGGCAGCCUGAGGUGCUGCCUGAGCCAGCAGGCGGACGUUCGGCUCAUGCUGUACGAGGGCUUCUAUGAUGUCCUGCGCAGGAACUCCCAGCUGGCCAGCUCCAUCAUGGAAACUCUCUUGGCCCAGAUAAAGCAGUAUUACUUGCCCCAGCCAGACCUGCUGCCUCCACUGAAACUUGAGGGAUGUAUCAUGGCUCAAGGAGAUCAAAUCUUUCUGCAAGAGCCACUGGCCCAUCUGCUCUGCUGUAUCCAACACUGCCUGGCCUGGUGUAAGAGCACUGCGCAUCUGUGCCGAGGAGCUGAGGAGGAGGACGAGGAGGAAGAGGAGGUGGAAUUUGAGCAAAACUUUGAAGAGAUGCUAGAAUCUGUCACAAGAAGAAUGAUCAAGAGUGAGCUGGAAGACUUUGAGCUGGAUAAAUCAGCAGACUUUUCUCUGUCUUCUGGCGUUGGGGUAAAGAAUAAUAUCUAUGCCCUCCAAGUGAUGGGGAUUUGUGAGGUCCUGAUUGAGUACAACUUCAACGUAGGGAAUUUCAGCAAGAACAAGUUUGAGGAUGUCCUGGGCCUGUUUGCAUGUUACAACAAACUUGCUGAAGUCCUGAAGGAGAAAGCUGGGAAGAACAAAUCGAGCUUGGGCAGCAGAACUGCACGGAGCUUCCUGUCCCUGGGCUUUGUGUCUACUCUGCUCACAGCUCUGUUCAGGGACAACGCCCAGAGCCACGAGGAGAGCCUGGCGGUGCUGCGCUCCAGCAGCGAGUUCCUGCGCUACGCCGUGGGCGUGGCGCUGCAGAAGGUGCAGCAGCUGGAGGACACGGGGCAGACUGAUGGCCCAGACGGACAGAACCCCGAGAAGGUCUUCCAGAACCUCUGCAGAAUCACAGGGGUUCUGCUCUGGAGGUACACUUCGAUUCCCAGCGUGGUUGAGGAGCCAGGGAAGAAGAAGGGCAAAAGCAUCUCCCUGCUGUGCCUGGAGGCUUUGCUGCGGAUCUUCAGCGCGGUGCAGCAGCUGUACCCUGCCAAGGUCCCCCAGUUCCUGCAGGCCCUGGAUACCAGUGAUGGUGAGGCAGAAGCAGCAGACAUUAAUGUCACCGAGAAAGCUGCCUUCCAGAUCCGACUGUUCCAGAGGUCUCUGGUAAACCAGUUCAGCACUGCUGAAGAUGACUUCAACCCCAAGGAAACACAGGCACUCAUCACAGUGCUCUCCACUUUGUCCAGGCUCCUGGAUCCAGCCUCUCAGCAGUUCCUUCAGUUCCUGACUUGGACAGUUAAAGUUUGCAAAGAAAAUACUCUUGAGGAUGUUGCUUGCUGCAAGGGUUUGCUGUCUCUGCUCUUCAGCCUCCACGUUCUCUACAAGAGCCCUGUCAGCCUGCUGCGUGACCUCGCGCAAGACAUCCACGCGUGCCUGGGAGACAUAGAUCAGGAUGUGGAAGUGGAGGGUCAGUCUCACUUCGCCAUAGUGACCGCCAAGACAGCAGCCCCCACUGUCUGUCUCCUGGUUUUGGGUCAGGCAGAUAAGGUGCUGGAGGAGGUGGACUGGCUCAUCAAGAAGCUCAGCAGUCUGGUGUCAGACACAUCAGAAGACUCUUCUCAGGCAUCCAACCAAACCCAGGCCCUGGAGAAGGCUGUCAUUCUGCAGCUGGGAACUCUGCUGACAGUUUACCACGAGCUGGUGCAGACAGCGCUGCCUGCGGGGAGCUGUGUGGACACGCUGCUGAGGAGCCUCAGCAAGACCUACGCAAUCCUCACCUCCCUCAUCAAACACUACAUCCAGGCUUGCCGCAGCACCUCCAGUACCAUUCCAGGGAGGCUGGAAAAGCUGGUGAAGCUCUCAGGUUCCCACCUGACCCCACAGUGUUACUCAUUCAUUACCUAUGUCCAGAACAUCCACAGCGAGAGCUUAAGCUUUGCAGAAGAAAAGAAAAAGAAGAAGAAAGAGGAUGAAGCUGCUGCAGUCUCCACAGUCAUGGCUAAGGUGCUUCGGGACACCAAGCCCAUCCCAAACCUGGUGUUUGCCAUAGAGCAGUAUGAGAAGUUCCUCAUCCACCUCUCCAAGAAGUCAAAGGUGAACCUGAUGCAGUACAUGAAGCUGAGCACCUCGCGGGACUUCCGCAUCAACGCGGCCGUGCUGGACAGCGCCAUGCAGGAGCACAGCGCCCGCGGCGCCGACACCGAGCCAGACAACGAGCAGAGCAGCACCGUGGAGCAGACAGAUGAGAACCAGGAGCCCAAAAAGAAGAGACGGCGAAAGACAUGAAGCUGAGGUUGCUGCUGCCUCCUCCCCCUGUGCUGGGGCAGACAGGCUUGGCCUUGGAGGACUGCAGCUGUGUUGGUUCUUUUGCCAGAUACUUCGGACUUCUUGCUUUGUCCCCAGGGGUGUGCAAAGCAGUGACUGGUCCCCUGGCUCAGGGCUUAGAGCAGGCUGCCUCCUUCAGCAGCACCUCUGCUACUCAAAUGUGCUGCUGGCAAAGGUUUCUUCCCCUGCCACAUCCCUCCUCGAAGCAAAAAGGGAACAGCCAGCCAGGAUCAGUGCCUGCCAAGAAGAGCCAGGCUGUGGCACACAACCUGGACGCUCGCAUUCUGGCACUGGUGUUGUCAGUUCUUCUCCAGUGAGCCUUUGGUUAUUUCAAUGAGCUGAUAGAUAUCCAAUGCCUCUCCUGGAAAACAAUGGCACCAUCAGUUCCCUGCCUGCUGCAGCACACUCAGACUGUAACACAGGAGGCCGAGGGUCACCAUUUGCUUUAGUUCAGAGCACACAGCACAAAAAAAGCUUUCUGCUUCAGGUGGUGGUGUGAGGGCAGCAACCAGCACAGAGGGAAGCUGGAGCCAUGAGCUGUGCUGCCUGCUCUUGGCAGCCCCUGGGAAGCAGGUGACAGCUUCCUUGGGGCCUCCAGGCCAGUUUUGCUGUUUAGAGUUGUGCGGACCCUGUGCACUUGUUAACCUUUCUGCCCACAAACACAAAUCCUGUUUCUUUAAGCACCCUUUGCCUGCAAGGUUCCUAAUAAAGGUUACCUAGGA